Molecule: messenger RNA, 2064 nt
Organism: Symbiodinium pilosum
Lineage: Eukaryota; Dinophyceae; Suessiales; Symbiodiniaceae
Source: the annotation of a GenBank genome assembly
AUGCCAGACAUAGAUCUUUUGGCGGAUCCAAUUCCGACUGCCUCUGGUUCUGGAAAUGUGCAAGUGGCGACCGCGUCAAGCCCGGCCAAGAAGGUCAAAUUUUCAUCAGUGAUCGAUCAAUUGGGCGAGACAGAGAUAAACACUAUGACUCAGAAAGAGCUGGAUCAGGCGUACGCGAACCACACGGAGAUCACGGGGGCAGAGCCCCCUUCGGAGGCAGAACCCAUUCCGGACCAGAUAGCCGCUCUUAAGCAGAGGGUGGUGGACAGAAGAGAGUGCCCGUGUGCGGACUUCAGUGUGCUGACCCCCUUUGGAAGGAGACUUCAGAAGCAGAUGAAGGCCAGAUCGUGGGUCCUUCAGGUAGAUGGCACUUUCAAGGGUCUCGAUGUUCCGGGUCCUCCCAGCUACGAUGCAUGGGCGGCACGCUGGAAGGUGUACAGAUCAGCUCUUUUCAUGCUCAGGUAUCCCUCGGAGAUCGCUGGUCAGAGACAAGUGGUGACGGCCGCGGCCCUCGAAGAAUACUCAGAUCGCAUCGCAAAGCUGAAUGCCGAGUUCCCAGAGACAUGGCAUCUGGUUAUGCAGGCCGAGGACCGAUGUUGGGGAGAGAUGUUCGAAAGAUACAGGAGACUGCUGACAAAAGCGGCGGCCGUGGGACGACUUCCCAUGGCCAUCGACUUCGAUGUGGCGACUCCCUGGACUGGUGUGUUCAUCUACGCGGCCAGGGACAUAGACUUCUGGAACGAGCAUGUAGUUCGCCCUGCGCAGAACUUCAUUGCAAGGGGAAGGAGAUGCAUGUCACAGCAGAGGGCCGAGGAAGUCAACUUGCCGAGGGGUCCAAGGAGGUCAUGCUGGUUUCUCGAAAGCGUGGAGGAGGUUGCCGGGAACGUGGCCGAAGCGAUGGAACCCCUGGAUGGCUACUACAACUGGGAUAUCUUUGUCGAUGCGGACUUCGACAGGGCCAAGGAGGCAGUCAAGAGGGGACCGCGCGCGUUUGGCAAUCGAGCAAGAAGGACAGACAGCCACGGGGCCGUGGAGGUCAUCAGGUCAGAGAAACAUCCGCUGGGAUGGGGACAUCCGCUGGCCGAGCAGGGCAACAAGCUGGCGGAGAGAGCAGGAGGCGCAUUUUCUUUGGAGAAUCCAUGGGACUCCUUUGCUUGGGGUCACCCGGCGCUACUGAAGAUCCUCAAGAAGGUGAAUGUGCGUUGUGUACUCCUGAAUCAGUGUGCCUACGGAGCAGAAUCGGUGAAACCCCCGGCUAUCAUUUCAACUGCAGGAUGGAUACUCACUGUCAACCGGACGUGCAAAGAUGUGCCGCCGCAUUACCAUCUCGAACACGGACUCACUGGCAAAGUCUUCGACCCGAAUGUCGGCCAGCAGGUGUGGCGGACAUCACUCGCGGCAGAGUACCCAGCGGGUCUGUGUUGGAGUUGGGCGGAAGCACUUCGCGCGUGGCUGGUCUCAGACGAAGGCAUCAAGAUCAUGACGCCCCGUACUCUGGUCAAGACCGGCAAGUUCAACUACAUCCUUGUGCGGCUCGACCAUUACAUGAAGGACGCAAGCAAAGAAUCACCUCUUCUUGCAUCAGAGAUCAAGGAGACAAAGGCGGAGCCGCGACAGAGAGAGAACAGCGCUGCAGUUGGGGGCCUCAGGGACCCCAGACGCGCUGUUGCUAGGUCACAGCAGUUGAGACAAACCGGAACCGAAAUCCGCAACGUGAUCGAUGAGUUCUUGUCUGAAGAAUUGAUUGCACGCUUUGAAAAUACUAACGGCUAUCAAGUCAACCUCUUCAAGAAGAUUCUCCUCGAGGCGAAUGAUCCCGAUCGCAGCACCAUUCCUGACUGGCUUGAAUUUGGUUUUCCCCUCGGCGUAAAUGAGCAAAUCGUGAGCAAUGGCGUCUUCCCGGAGACGGACUCUGUGUCGGCCUCCAUCAAGGCCUCCCAGGCCCUAGGCAUUUUCCUUGAGGAUUGGGAUGGCAGUGCAGAGAACUACAAAUCCUUUGAAGAGGCAGGCGCAAAAGGGCAAGCUGAACUGGACAGACUCGUGGAGUGUGGCCGCGCAACAAAG